GGGACGUGUAAAAGUUUGAAAUGUGAUACAUUAAACUAUUUUAUUACCUUUAUAAGUUACAGGAAAGAUGUUUAUUUAGUUGAGAGCAACAAACUCUGUCCGGCAUGUUCAUCUGCGGAGGAUCGUUUCAAUGAAUUGUCAUUGAUGCCAGACUCGAUUCCGUAUGUUACAUAUCUGGUUAGCAUCGACGACGGCAUCGCGAAAAGGUUCGGCAUAAAGUCCAGUCCAGCAAUGAUCUAUUUCCGCCGGAAAAGUCCUAUUCUGUACUACGGAAAUUUCGAAGACUCCAAGACAAUACUUCGAUGGUUGAAAUCCCACGACGAAAUUGCAACGGUGCGCUUAGAGGACUACGAUUUUGAAGACCGCACUAAAAGCUUUUCGCCACCAGUUGGCGCCCGAAGCUGGUUCAUAAUGUUUUACAACCCAGAGAACAAACAAGUUGUUGCUGUCUUGUCACUGUCAUCGAAGACUAGUAGAGUUCAGGCAGCACAGUAA
Molecule: messenger RNA, 495 nt
Organism: Soboliphyme baturini
Lineage: Eukaryota; Metazoa; Nematoda; Enoplea; Dioctophymatida; Soboliphymatidae
Source: the annotation of a GenBank genome assembly